UUUGGACUGGUUUCUUCUUCUUUAAUUGUUGUCAGUUAUCUGGAAUUUGUAAUAUCUUGUUUGAAAUUUUGUCUCAUCAUGACAGCGUGAUAUCAAUAUAAUAUUGUUUGCGCAGACUAUCGAUGCCGCUUCCCGAAUGCAACUACAAUAUUUCGAUUGUGUGGCUGUGUCUUUCUCUCGCUCCGUCUUUCCGUCAAAAACAUUGUGAGGUCGAUUCAGUGUAUGAUCAACAGCGUGCGCAUCAUGAUCGAAUGCCGAGAGAAAUGCAAAUAAUAAAAUAAACAUUUCGAGAAUAAGUUUUAUUAAGUGUGCCAAAUAACGACCAACAGAAGGAUAAGAAGAAGAAAAAAAUUGGAUCAAUUUAAAUGAGCCACAAAUUGUGUGAAGUGUUCGUAAAACUAAAUUUUAUUGAUAGAGGAAAAAAAAGGCAACCAUCAUCGUCCCUUGAAUUAUAAAAACGAAUAUAUCGACUGUAAUUCUUAUUUAUAUAAUUUUUGUAUGCAUAUUCAUAUUGUGAACAUUUAUAUACGGUGACUUUUGACAGUUUGCACAUAUAUAAACACACACGAUCAACACCAUACGUCUUCGCUGUCAGCCCAUGGGUGUGUGUAAGUGUAGAUAUGAGACUGCAGUGAGCGAAUGAGUGAAAUAUAUGUUGAACAACGCAUGUGUGAAACGAUCGCGUGAUUACAAUAAUUAUCGUACGACAGUACGCAAAUGCCUUAGUGAGUGUGCCUUCGAUUGAGUGACGUAUGAAAAAUCUUCGUUUAUGAAAUAAACAAUAUUCAGUGGUGAUUCUCACGUCGAUCACAUCGGAACAGCUCAAAUAUACACGUAUUUACAUGUGUGGUUCGGCGAGCGCAAACAGAAACCUGUUAUGUAUUUGUGUACAACGAAAAUAAAAUCGGACAUGUGUGUAGUUAAUGCGCCAGCUUAUCAGAGAAGAAGAAGCACAUAAUAAUAAUAAAAAAAACAACAAAGCAAACUCGGUGAUUGCUGCUACGUUUGUUAUUAUUGUUAAUAAUUUUUUUUCUCUUUCAUUCGUACAAGAACUUCAAUUUUGCCGCUCUUUUCAAACUGUUUGUUUUGAAAUCGAAUGAAAAGAAAAAUUUUAAGAAAAAGAAAAUCCGUCAGAAGAAGCAAGCAAAUGUGAAUAUCGAGAAGAAAAAAAAAUCAAACAUACAUGUAUGAAUCGAAAAAAAAAACAAACAUUUUCUGAAGUUUUGUCGACUCACAUAAUCGCAUCGAAUCGAUCCAUACACUGUUUGACGACGUUACGAAACACAACUGCACAACAUAAAAUGCAACUCUUUGAUUGAUAUAUUAAACCUCACACAUAUACAAAUGAUCGCAACAGAGCAGAAAAAUCGAACGGAUUGUGAUGUGCACAAACGCAAUGAAAAAACCAAUUAUUAAUAGUCAAAUUUUCAAUGAAGAUUUCUUGCCAUUUUCGUUAGAUAUAUACUACGUGAAAAAUUUACAAAGAAACUGUAGUCAGUUCUUGCCGAAAAGAAGACAAUCAACAAAACAACUCAUAUCGUUAAAGUUCAAAUAGACAAAAUGGAUUCAUCGUCAUCACCAUCGGACAGCCUUAUCGAAGAAAAGCCUCUUGCUGCGGAAGCCGAUAUUCCAGUGGCCAAUGAACAAAGUAAUGCGUCAGUCAUAUUGCAAAAUAAUGGCAACAGCAAUAACAACAACAACAGUUCUGUAAUGAGCGUACAAUCGCUUCAAACGUGUGCAAUUUGUGGUGAUCGUGCCACCGGCAAGCAUUAUGGUGCGUCGUCAUGUGACGGUUGCAAGGGAUUCUUUCGACGUAGCGUACGCAAAAAUCAGUUCUACACGUGCCGAUUUUCACGGAUUUGUGUGGUUGACAAAGACAAACGGAAUCAGUGCCGUUACUGUAGAUUAAGAAAAUGCUUUAAAGCUGGAAUGAAAAAAGAAGCUGUUCAAAAUGAACGAGAUCGAAUUAGUUGCCGGCGUCAAAGUGCUGAAGAUCCAGACCCAGGUAAUGGUUUGGCUGUUACGUCAUUGCUUAAAGCCGAAAUGGAGAGUCGCCAAUCGAAGGCCGGUUCAGUGUUAGAAAAUGAUGCAACUAAUGAAGAUUUGGCAAAUAAACAAUUAGCCAGCAUCAACGAUGUAUGCGAAUCGAUGAAACAACAGCUAUUAACUUUGGUUGAAUGGGCCAAACACAUUCCAGCUUUCAAUGAUCUGCAAUUAGACGAUCAAGUUGCUUUAUUGCGCGCUCAUGCCGGCGAACAUUUAUUGUUGGGAUUAUCGCGUCGGUCGAUGCACCUUAAAGACGUUUUAUUAUUGGGUAAUGAUAAAAUCAUUACAAAACAUUGCCCUGACUCACAAAUUUCACCAAAUUUGGAUAUAUCACGUGUCGGUUCACGAAUCAUUGAUGAACUGGUGCGCGGCAUGAAAGAUGUAAAUAUUGACGAUUCAGAAUUAGCUUGUAUUAAGGCAUUGGUAUUUUUCGAUCCACAAGCCCGUGGACUCAUCGAACCACAACGCAUCAAAGCGUUGCGUCAUCAAAUUCUCAACAAUUUGGAAGAUUAUGUUUCAGAUCGACAAUAUGAUUCACGAGGUCGAUUCGGCGAAAUUUUAUUAUUGUUACCCAUAUUGCAAUCGAUCACUUGGCAGAUGAUUGAACAGAUUCAAUUUGCGAAAUUCUUCGGUAUGGCCCAUAUCGAUACAUUGCUACAGGAAAUGCUCCUAGGUGCUGAUAAUUCGUCAACACCGCCAAUGGUUGGUAACUUCAGCCCAGUAAAUAAUACAAUGUGUGAUCAAGUAAAUACAUUAGAUGGUAUAACGCAGGAUUUAAAUCCAAUGACACCAGCACAACAAGUACAACAACAACAACCGUCACCGCAACAUCAACCAUCUCAAAAUCAAUUAGCCGACAUGCCAAAUAUGGUGGACCAGAUAGGUGUACCACUUCAACAAAAUAUUAUCGAUCCAUAUCGCAGAACAGGUGCUGAAAAUACGGAAAUGUAUCGUAACAGUGUGCCAAGCAAUAGUUAUGGGAUAUCAAAUCUUGUGAAUGGUCAUCACCAUGAUAUGCAAAUGAAUAACUUCGGUCAGCCAGCCGUAACCAAUGGCUAUAGCAUGAACUUGAAACAAGAGCCCGAUGUCAAUUUUUGACUAAAGACAAAUAUCGCCGUGUGACAUCGAUACACACAUACGAACAAACAGCAAUAUUCAAUCACACAAACAUUUUAUUUUUGUACAAAUAACUUCAUCAUUUGCUCAUAUUCAACAAACCACUUGGAUAGCCACAAAGGCAUCUUAAUACGUUAUUUUUUUUUUUUUUUUCAAUUUUAUAUGAUAUUUUCAUUUUUCUCGAUUUUACGAUAUAAAAUUACGCAUGCGUUUUCUCAUCAUCUCAAGCAAUUUAUUUGGUGCUAAUGUUGCCAAUUUUUUUUUUAUUGAACCGAAUAUAUUA
Molecule: messenger RNA, 3445 nt
Organism: Contarinia nasturtii (swede midge)
Lineage: Eukaryota; Metazoa; Arthropoda; Insecta; Diptera; Cecidomyiidae
Gene: Hnf4
Product: transcription factor HNF-4 homolog
Exons: 9
Coding region: 1561-3144 (527 amino acids)
Biological process (GO): regulation of transcription by RNA polymerase II; cell differentiation; anatomical structure development
Cellular component (GO): nucleus
Molecular function (GO): RNA polymerase II cis-regulatory region sequence-specific DNA binding; zinc ion binding; nuclear receptor activity
Source: RefSeq, a predicted model, not a curated record